UCUCGCACGCGCAAACUGCGAUAGUCAAAGCAAAGCCCCACAGUUUCACUUCCCCGGUGGGUUGCAGAGUAACAGCUUGCCAGCUUUCCAAUGUGUUACUCCCAUUAUAAAUAAAUAAUUUAAUUAAUGUUACCAGCUCGUCGCUUACUCGGUGCUCCCUCUUUCUUUUCCAAACAUCUCUUACUAGCUGCGCCUGCGUUAUCUUCAACAACUCUCUCGUACAUUCAUCGAGACAUCUCAACUCAGGCCAUGUCACGCCGUCCUAAUUUCCAAGGCGGCCGUCGCGGAGGCGGAGGCGUACCCGGUCGUGGUGGUGAUAGAGGACGGGGACGAGGAGGACGUGGAGGAGGACGUGGUGAGCAGCGGUGGUGGGAUCCUGUUUGGAGAGCGGAACGAUUGAGACAAAAACAGAGUGAGAUGGAGGUUCUUGAUGAAGAUGAAUGGUGGAGUAAAAUGGAGCAAAUGAAGCUUAGAGGGGAGCAAGAAAUAAUAAUGAAGCGUAGUUUUAGCCGCGAUGAUCAGCAAAAGCUGUUUGAUAUGGCUUUCGAAUUGGGGCUUCACUUGAAGCCAUGCAUACAAUAAAGGCAAAACCCUUGUUGUUAGCAAAGUUCCACUACCAGAUUAUCGAGCUGAUCUUGAUGAGCAACAUGGAUCCACACAGAAAGAGAUCCAAAUGCCUACAGAUAUUGAGAGGAGAGUUGGAAAUCUUUUGAAUAGCUCACAAAAAGCAGCGGCUGGAAAUGAGUCCGAUGCAACUUCUUCGCAGGGAGGCAAACAUGGAUCUCUUGGUGGUAAAAUGGUGAAACCUGCUUCCAUGUUGGAAACAGAUGCUGCUAAGGAGAAACAGAGUAUUGAACUAAAGCAGAAGCAGGAUAAAUUAAAGGCUAGUAGCAGCGUGAAGGAAAUGCAGUCUUUCAGAGAAAAGCUUCCUGCAUUCAAAAUGAGAACUGAAUUUCUGAAAGCAGUUGAAGAAAAUCAGGUAUUGGUAAUUUCAGGGGAAACAGGUUGUGGUAAAACAACACAGCUUCCUCAGUAUAUAUUGGAGGAGGGAAUAUCAUCUCUACGUGGUGCUCAUUACAACAUAGUAUGCACACAACCCCGCCGUAUAUCUGCCAUUUCUGUUGCUGCACGAAUAGCAUCUGAAAGGGGAGAGAGCCUUGGUGAAACUGUUGGUUAUCAAAUUCGUCUGGAAGCAUUACGAUCUGCUCAAACCCGGCUCCUUUUUUGCACCACUGGUGUAUUACUUCGGCAGCUGGUUCAGGAUCCGGAUUUAACUGGUGUGAGCCAUUUGGUAGUGGAUGAAAUUCAUGAAAGAGGAAUGAAUGAGGACUUCCUGCUGAUUAUUUUGCGCGACCUUCUUCCUCGGCGUCCAAAUAUGCGUCUUAUUCUAAUGAGUGCUACCAUUAAUGCUGACUUGUUCUCUAAAUACUUCAGAAAUGCCCCGACUAUUCAUAUCCCGGGAUUAACUUUCCCUGUAUCAGAGUUCUAUCUAGAAGAUGUGUUGGAGAAAACUCACUAUGAAAUUCAAGAGUUGGACAGCUUUCAGGGGAAUUCAAGACAAAGAAGAAGAGAGCAAUAUUCAAAGAAGGAUCCUAUAACUGAAUUAUUCGAGGAAGUUGAUAUUGGUUCUCAAUAUAAAAAUUACAGCGCAUCAACAAGACUUUCUCUGGAAGCUUGGUCGGGUUCACAGCUUGACUUGGGUCUGGUGGAGGCAGCAAUUGAAUAUAUUUGUCGUCAUGAACGUGAGGGAGCUGUUCUUGUUUUUCUCACAGGCUGGGAUGAGAUCUCCAAGCUGCUUGAGCAGAUUAAAGGAAACAAACUUCUAGGAGAUCAAAGCAAGUUUCUAGUCCUUCCCCUACAUGGUUCAAUGCCAACCAUAAAUCAACGUGAAAUUUUUGACCGUCCUCCCCCUAACAAGCGAAAAAUUGUUCUGGCAACAAAUAUUGCAGAGAGCAGUAUUACCAUAGAUGAUGUGGUGUAUGUUGUAGACUGUGGAAAGGCAAAGGAAACCAGUUAUGAUGCACUGAACAAGCUGGCUUGUUUGUUACCAUCGUGGGUUUCAAAGGCUUCAGCACAUCAGAGACGGGGGCGUGCUGGCCGAUUGCAACCAGGAGUUUGUUAUAGAUUGUAUCCAAAAAUCAUACAUGAUUCAAUGCUUCAAUAUCAAUUACCAGAAAUACUGAGAACACCUUUGCAAGAACUGUGUCUGCAUAUAAAAAGUUUGCAGCUUGGAGCUGUGGGAUCGUUUUUGUCAAAGGCUUUACAGCCACCAGAUCCUCUUGCUGUGGAAAAUGCAAUUGAACUACUUAAAACCAUUGGGGCUUUAGAUGAUAAGGAGGAGCUUACUCCACUCGGUCGUCAUCUUUGUACUCUCCCUGUGGACCCAAAUAUUGGGAAGUUGCUUUUGAUGGGGUGUGUCUUUCAAUGCCUCAGCCCUGCUUUAACAAUUGCUGCUGCUCUUGCACAUCGUGACCCAUUUGUGCUGCCAAUAGACAGGAAAAGGGAAGCUGAUGCUGCAAAAAGAUCCUUUGCUGGUGACUCUUGCAGCGACCACAUAGCACUUGCUAAAGCUUUUGAAGGAUACAAGGAAGCAAAAUGCAACCGAAAUGAAAGAGCAUUUUGUUGGGAGUAUUUCUUGUCCCCUGUUACUUUGCGGAUGAUGGAGGAUAUGAGAGACCAGUUUCUGAACUUGCUAUCAGACAUUGGCUUCGUAGACAAAUCCAGGGGUGUUAGUGCUUAUAAUCAAUAUAGCCACGACAUGGAGAUGGUAUCAGCAAUCCUUUGUGCUGGUCUUUACCCAAAUGUUGUGCAAUGUAAAAGAAGAGGAAAGCGAACAGCAUUCUUCACUAAGGAAGUUGGGAAGGUCGACAUCCAUCCUGCAUCUGUAAAUGCUGGGGUCCAUCUCUUCCCUCUGCCUUACAUGGUUUAUAGUGAAAGGGUGAAAACAACUAGCAUUUAUGUCCGAGACUCAACAAAUAUUUCAGAUUAUGCUUUGCUUCUUUUUGGUGGUAAUCUUGUUGCCAGCAAAAAUGGAGAGGGUAUUGAGAUGCUAAGAGGUUACCUCCAUUUCUCUGCAUCGAAGAGUGUAUUGGAUUUGAUACAGAAACUGAGGGGAGAACUAGACAAGCUUCUGAGUAAGAAAAUUGAGGAACCAUGCCUGGACAUUAACGUGGAGGGAAAGGGAGUUGUAUCUGCGGUGGUUGAGUUACUGCACAGUUACAAUGUAAGGUACUAAAUUACCUUUCAACUGAGGACUUUCGACCUUUUUCAUAGGAUCCUCCCAUUUGCAUGUAAUAUUUUUGGUGAUAAUAAUUGAUAUACAAUUUUUGCUUGGCGAAAUCAAACAAGAUCUUCUCAAGUGCCC
This is a messenger RNA of Populus euphratica (Euphrates poplar), 3364 nucleotides long. RefSeq names its product RNA helicase family protein. The record is from RefSeq and is a predicted model, not a curated record. Gene Ontology annotation, cellular component: nucleus; intracellular anatomical structure. The transcript is spliced from 16 exons. Gene Ontology annotation, molecular function: RNA binding; helicase activity; ATP binding. Bases 674 to 3235 code for a protein of 853 amino acids. NCBI's taxonomy places the organism in Eukaryota, Viridiplantae, Streptophyta, Magnoliopsida, Malpighiales, Salicaceae.